GAAACAAAACGAAGUCGAGGCGAGAGUCGGUGACAUAGUACAGCGACACGUCAACCACACGGAAGAAGGUGCCCAUCCAGCCUGACACAGAAUCGCUGAUUGAAGGGCCGUAGUCUUAUCGAAAUGGGUGGUUUCUUCUCUAAUCUCUUCUCGGGCCUGUUUGGCACCAGGGAGAUGAGGAUCCUGAUCCUGGGGUUGGACGGUGCAGGAAAAACGACUAUUCUGUACCGGCUGCAGGUUGGAGAAGUGGUCACCACAAUCCCCACGAUCGGCUUCAAUGUCGAGACAGUCACGUACAAAAAUCUGAAGUUCCAGGUGUGGGAUCUGGGUGGACAGACAAGUAUCAGGCCUUACUGGCGAUGUUAUUACUCAAACACCGAUGCGGUCAUCUACGUCGUUGACAGCAGCGACCGCGACAGGAUGGGCAUCUCAAAGUCUGAGUUGGUGGCCAUGUUGGAGGAGGAAGAGCUGAAGAAAGCUAUCCUGGUGGUAUUUGCAAAUAAGCAGGAUAUGGACCAGGCAAUGACGCCUGCUGAGGUGGCCAACUCUUUGGGCCUCCCCGCCCUCAAAGACAGGAAAUGGCAGAUCUUCAAGACCUCCGCCACAAAGGGCACAGGUCUUGAUGAGGCAAUGGAAUGGCUGGUGGAAUCUCUGAGGAGUCGGCAAUAAAGGCUCCCACCCCUUCUGUAUAUACUCCUGACCUAUGACCCUUCGGUAUAAAGCCUUGUGACUGACCUUUCCCUUCAUCCCACUGGACCCCUGAUUGCACUCCUCCUCCCCACCAACCCACUUGAAGCCUUGGCCAAGCCCUCCUAAUUCCUAACGCCUUUCAAGCCUGGGAUGUGUGAAGGCUGCAGUAACGUCUGGACCGGGUACACACUCCCAGUGCUGGUGGCACGAGUGAGGGUGUUAGAGAGAUGUACGACUUCAGUGAUGGACAAGUUAGUAUCUACAUUUUUGUAUUUUGGAAAUGCAAAGAUCCGCCCGUGAAAAGGCGUGUUAAAUGUUGCUAAUUUUACAAUUGAAGUGUCAACACUGAAAUAUGUUAUCGUGGAUUACGAGGAAUCUAUAAAUAAGUCUCCUUGGAAAGCCCAUCCACUCUAAUCCUCUAGCGUUCUUGAAAUCGGGUGUCUUUGCUGGACAAUGCAUCAGUUAGCUUCAUGCUCUCCCACAAGAGUUGAAUAGUUCUCGUGUAGUGCAGCCACAAGAUGAUCCGUAGUCGAUGGGCACCCACGUGAUCCAUCGGGAGGCAGUAUUUCCCAUAAAGGCACAGACGUCAUCGGAGGUUCCUCAGUACAGACUGCAGUCCUGCUCCUGAACUCAACACCCAGAGGACACAUCAUCACUAAGAAGAAGAAGCAGCUGCUUAAUUGCCAACUCAUUAGACAGUUUUGUAUCAUAUGCUGGACUAGCCAUACCUCUGUGUGAACAAUCAACCGGCUUGUAGAAAAUGUUCUGGUUUAUUUGUGAAAAUUGCUAAUUUGGCCUCUAACCGUGAAAAACAAGUGCUACCCAUCCACUACAUGUCCUCUGGACAAGUGUUACUGCAGCCUGGGCUGUUUUUGUACUAUAUCGUCAGGCAGAUACAAUGUCAUGGAUUUCUAUGGUUUUUCUUCCUCCUGUUUAUUUGUGUUCUCUUUUUAAAACAAAUAUUAUAAUAAUAAUAAUUACAAAGCCUUUUUCCAUUGAAAUUCUUGAAUGCGUCUUUGGCAUAUUAGUCAUUUAGUUACUGAACAUUAACUGUACGCUCAAAGUUUUAUGGUUGCAUAUUUAUAUCUGCUUGUACAGUGCAAAUGAUUCUCAGUAAAGAUUGCUAUCAGUGAUUGUACAAUUCUGUGUUGACGAUCUCGGACAUCUCUGAGAACAAAAAGGUUCAACUGCACGGGAUCCAAAUCUGAGGACAAUUCUACAUUGUGUUCACAGCGGGGAAAUAAAAUGUAGAGGUCAACGGA
Molecule: messenger RNA, 1952 nt
Organism: Cyclopterus lumpus (lumpfish)
Lineage: Eukaryota; Metazoa; Chordata; Actinopteri; Perciformes; Cyclopteridae
Gene: arl1
Product: ADP-ribosylation factor-like 1
Exons: 6
Coding region: 124-669 (181 amino acids)
Biological process (GO): intracellular protein transport; vesicle-mediated transport
Cellular component (GO): cytoplasm; Golgi apparatus
Molecular function (GO): GTP binding; GTPase activity
Source: RefSeq, a predicted model, not a curated record